This is a messenger RNA of Auanema sp. JU1783, 1032 nucleotides long. NCBI's taxonomy places the organism in Eukaryota, Metazoa, Nematoda, Chromadorea, Rhabditida, Rhabditidae. The record is from the annotation of a GenBank genome assembly.
AUGAACAGAUUGUUCAAAUGCCUCCCUUCUACAAGCUCCAUGAGAGCCCUCUCAAGUAUUGAAGCCCAGAAAGCUUUACCAGAGCAUAUGAAAGUAUUUGACCGCAAUGCUAAACGACGACAAAGAGAUUGGUCUUUCACUCAUAAAGAUUUCGAGGCAGCUCAGUAUUUGAAAGAAGAAGUAGGCUGGCGAGUAGCUGACAAGGUUUUCGAUCUGACCAAAUUUAAUGAACUCGCCUUAGAUAUAGGAUGUGGUAUAGGACAUAUAGCUCCUCACAUGAUCAAAGAGAAUAUUGGAAAAUUGAUACAAUGCGACAUGAGCCAGGUUCUAGUAGAGAACAGUAAAGGCUGCGAUGAUGAUGAGGUUGUGAUCGAGAGAGUUCAUUGUGAUGAAGAGCUCUUAGAACCAUUUCACAAAGAACAAUUUGAUCUCUUGCUCUCCUCUCUGUCAGCACAUUGGAUAAAUGAUUUACCGGGAUGGUUUCAAAGAUGUUUUGAAAUCCUGAAACCUGAUGGGGCAUUCAUUGGAACCAUGCUGGCUGAGGACACCCUAUAUGAACUUCGAUGCUCGUUACAGCUGGCCGAGAUUGAACGGGUCGGAGGUGUUGGUUCACACAUAUCUCCAUUUGUCAAAGCUCAGGAUAUUGGCGGGUUGCUGGGAAAAGCUGGAUUUGAUAUGAUAACCUUAGACACAGACGAAAUAGAGGUUGGAUAUCCAAACAUGUUCGCCCUACUUUAUGAUCUCCAAUUGAUGGGAGAAUCGAACUGUACUUAUCGUAGAAGUCCUAGUGUUCGGAGGGAUGUGCUCCUGGCCGCCGAUUGUAUUUAUAAAGCGAUGUAUGCAAAAGACGAAAAGUAUCCAGCCACCUUCAGACUGGUGUCCUAUAUUGGUUGGAAACCUGGUCCAUUGAUGCCAAAGCCUGCUAAGAGAGGAUCGCAAAACGUAUCCUUAAAGGAUAUUGGUAAGUUAGUGGAAAAUCCAGAACUAUUAAAGAAACUUUCCGACACAAAGGAAGGAAAAGAGAAGAAAUAA